Erythranthe guttata (spotted monkey flower) is the source of this 2357-nucleotide messenger RNA. Its product is annotated as 9-cis-epoxycarotenoid dioxygenase NCED1, chloroplastic. Gene Ontology annotation, cellular component: chloroplast stroma. The record is from RefSeq and is a predicted model, not a curated record. Gene Ontology annotation, molecular function: carotenoid dioxygenase activity. Gene Ontology annotation, biological process: carotene catabolic process. Lineage: Eukaryota; Viridiplantae; Streptophyta; Magnoliopsida; Lamiales; Phrymaceae.
AACACGUGGUGUUCUCCUACAUGUUAGAAGUGGACCUCUUUCCCACCCCCUCAUUUCGCUCUAUAUAUACCCCUCUCCCCUUCCUCUCUCUUCAAUCACUCACAACUAAAUAUUCCUUCAUACUUUCUCUCUCUACAAUACUCAAAACACACAAACAAACUUCUUUCAUUCUCUCUCUCACACACUAAAACACACACACAAAAAACACACAAUGGCCACUUCAUCUGUUAAACCCAAAUUAUAUGCUCCAUCGCCAAUUAAUAGUAAUAAGGUGGGCUUUUCUACAAAAUCAAUUUCUUUAAAACAGCCAAUUAUUAAUAAAUUAAACCCCACUCAAUCUAUCAUUAAAUCCUCUCUCCAAACACCCACACUUCAUUUCCCCCAAAAAUCCACCACCGCCGCCGCCGCCACACAUCAAACACCUCCGCCGCAAUCUCAAUGGAACAUACUCCAAAAAGCGGCGGCGAUGGCCUUCGACGCGGUGGAGACGGCUUUAACCGCCCACGAACUCCGCCGCCCCCUGCCGAAGACAGCCGACCCGGGAGUCCAGAUCGCCGGAAACUUCUCCCCGGUGCCGGAGCAUCCCGUCGAGCACGGACUCACCGUCGCCGGAAAAAUCCCGGACUCCAUCCGAGGGGUGUACGUCAGAAAUGGCGCCAACCCGCUGUUCGAGCCGGCGGCGGGCCACCACUUCUUCGACGGCGACGGGAUGAUCCACGCCGUGAAAUUCGACGGCGGCGCCGCCAGCUACGCCUGCCGCUUCACGGAGACGCAGCGGCUGGCGCAGGAGCGCGCACUGGGGCGCCCCAUUUUCCCCAAGGCCAUCGGCGAGCUCCACGGCCACUCCGGCAUCGCCCGCCUCCUCCUCUUCUACGCGCGCGGCCUCUUCGACCUCGUCGACCACCGCCACGGCGCCGGCGUGGCCAACGCCGGCCUCGUCUACCACAACAACCGCCUCCUCGCCAUGUCGGAGGACGACCUCCCCUACCACGUCCGCGUCACCCCCGCCGGCGACCUACAAACCGUCGAACGCUACAGCUUCGCCGGCCAACUGAACACCACCAUGAUCGCCCACCCGAAGGUGGACCCCACCACCGGAGAAAUGUUCGCCCUGAGCUACGACGUCGUCCAGAAGCCGUACCUCAAGUACUUCAAAUUCUCGAAAACCGGCGAGAAAUCCGCCGACGUCGAAAUCCCGGUAUCGGAGCCGACAAUGAUGCACGAUUUCGCAAUCACCGAAAACUUCGUGAUAAUCCCCGACCAGCAGGUCGUAUUCAAGAUGUCGGAGAUGAUACGCGGCGGCUCGCCGGUGGUGUACGACAAGAACAAAACCGCCAGGUUCGGCGUACUCGACAAGUACGCCGAAAACUCCGACGGCAUUAAAUGGAUCGAAGUCCCCGAUUGCUUCUGCUUCCAUCUCUGGAACUCGUGGGAAGAACCCGAAUCGGACGAAAUCGUUGUAAUCGGUUCGUGUAUGACUCCGCCCGACUCGAUUUUCAACGAAUGCGACGAAGGACUGAAGAGCGUGCUCUCAGAAAUCCGGCUCAACUUAAGAACCGGAAAGUCAACGCGGAGACCGAUCGUAUCAGAGGUUGACCAAGUCAACCUCGAGGCAGGGAUGGUGAACCGGAACAAACUCGGUAGGAAAACCCGGUUCGCGUACCUGGCGAUCGCGGAGCCGUGGCCGAAGGUGUCCGGGUUCGCAAAGGUCGACCUCUCGAACGGUGACGUCAGCAAGUUCUUUUACGGUGACGAGAAAUACGGAGGGGAGCCCCUGUUUCUUCCCAAAGAAAAUUCCGAUUCCGAUUCCGAUUGCGAAGAAGGGUAUAUUCUGGCCUUCGUACACGAUGAGAAGACGUGGAAAUCGGAGCUGCAGAUUGUGAAUGCGUUGACCAUGGAGCUUGAGGCCACCGUUGAACUUCCGUCACGUGUUCCAUAUGGGUUUCAUGGCACAUUCAUCAGCUCAAAAGAUUUGGAAACUCAAGCCUGAAUUAUUAUUUUUUGUUAGCAGAGGAGAAUAUUCCUGUGGGAUUGUUUUGAAAUACGUCCCCGGAUUCUGUUUCUGCCGUUUACGAAUUUCGAUUUUCUUUUUUUUUUUUUUUUUUUUUAAAUUAAAUUAUAAAUUGAUGUGUGUGGGGGGUUUUAGGAGGGACCAAGUUUGUAGCUUUGGGAUUGUAUUAGUUAGUGGGAAGCUCAGCUGGUUUCUGCCUUAAUUCUUUCACAUACUAGUGUGUGAAAUCUUGUAUUUUUUAGUAUUUUUAAUUAAUUAAUUAAUGUAUACAUACAUAUAGAUACACAGUUUUUACAUGAUAACGAAUGUUGUUUGAUUAUAUUACAUAAAAGCUUGUCUCUCUCUC